GAAGACGAAGAAAGAGACGCAGACGUUAUGACGUGCGCUUUUCCCUCCUUUCUGGCGAGCUUGAGUAAAAAAGAUGGCGAACGGGUAUUUUACCGUGUGGCUGUUGCAUACUUCAUCUUACUAACAAGAAACAAAUGCAGUUGAUUUAAUAUUUGUUUGUCAGAUGUGGAUGAAUCGGUUUACUGUUUAUGCAGUAAGUCUCUGCGUUUCAGACGAGUUUGCGGACAAGCAUUUCUGGCGCUGAACGGGGAUAAGUGAUAGUGGUAAGCAAAAGGACCAGUACAGCAUCACCCAAGACAUUCUGAUUAAGGACAUCUGUAAACUGCUGUCAUCUUCAAAGAUGUCUGAUGUUUUGACAAGGGGUUUCAGGGCCCAGCUGACCAUAGCCAUGGACUCAGUCCUGAGGAAAUCGGUUCUUGAAAUAAUGACAAUCUUUGAGAACAGCCUACAUGACCAUCAAAUGGAGCUAGCGCAGAAAAGAGAAGAGGUUGUUCAACUUAGAAUAAAGUUGCAGACUGCAGAAAUCAGACUGAGAGAGCAGGAGUGUGGAGGUGACAAAGGAGUGGAGAUGAAUAAAACUCAGAUGACUGAAACACAAAGAGGGCCUGAAGAUUUUCUGAUCACCUCUGAACAAACAUCUAAUGUUCCUGCUAAUGUUCCUGAGAUUGAUUUUGAAGUACCUGAUGAUUGGUGUGCUCCCCUGGGCUGUGAGACCCUGACCAAGCAAGAUGAUGUUGUUUGUCCCAGUGUAAGACUGCGCCCGCUGUACAUUCCUCUGUGUCACGUUCCAGCCAUCAAGCAGGAGGUGGUUAGCUGUGACAUUGACUCCCACCAGCAAAAAAACACUGUCAGGAGUUCCAGCUGUGGUUCCUUAGUAAACACGCACAAAGACACUCAGGACAGAAGCAUACCAAUGAAGAGCCAACGAACUAAACGUACACGAUUGAGAAAUGACAUGAAAUACCCGCUCCAAGAAAAAAACAAAAAUGUAGGUGGUACAGGUCUUAGAAGAAGCGAGAGAAAUUUGGCAGAAAAAGAGGAAAGAGAGAUUGCAGAAACCAAGUCUACAGAACAGGGGAAGGUGGAAGAUGAAAGCAAAAAAACAUACCCCUGCAGGUUUUGCAAAAAGGUAUUUGAUACAUCAUUUGGCCGAAGCGUGCAUGUACGAUCACAUAAGAGGUGCAAAGGUUGCAAAAAAGUUUUCAGUUUUCCAAGUGUUCUUAAGUAUCAUAAACCACAUUGUGAAAUGCUCAAGAAGUUACUGGAAAAAGAAGCACUGCAUGCGAGCCCACCAAAACCUGAGCCAUGUGAUGAAGAAAAACCAACAACACCAAGCAAAAAACAGGUGAUCGCUGAGGAGGAAAGCCCUCCUGCUUCUGGGAGCCACGGUGAAUCAUCGACCCAGAAUGAUGCACUCACUAAUGUGUAUGCCUGUCCAUACUGCAACAAGAACUGUCCUUCACGCUUCAAUCUCAGCGAGCACAUGCGUGUACAUACUGGUGAAAAGCCCUUUCGAUGCGGCAUGUGCCCAGCGAGGUUCCGCGUCAAUCAGUCACUCAAACAGCACAUAAGCAAAUGGCACACAGACAAGGUGAAUCCCGGUGAGACAAACAAAGACCUUGCAUGGACCAAGCCUUUAGAGGACAUUGACGAUAAUCGAGAAGAUUUGAUUUCUCCCAAUGACAAUACAGAUUGUGCAGUCGACCAUAAAACUGUUCAGACGGCACACAGUCCAGGCAUUAAGCCAAGUCAAAGAUGGAAAACAAUGGGUGUACAAGGUUCUAAUGGUUUCAUCUGCAUAGUGUGUCAUAAGGUCGUAGCAACCAAAUACCAGUUGAUUGAUCACUUCUACAUCCACACAGGAGAGAAACCCCACAAAUGUGAUAAGUGUCUUACAAAGUUUCGUACUAGUGCACAGCUGUGCCAGCACAGAAAAACCUGCCAUUCUUCCUCACUGGUGAUGCAAUGUGAGAAGUGCCAGAAGAAAUUCCGAACACCAAGAAGUUAUGAUAAGCAUGUGUUUUUCUGUCAAAAGAAGUGGCCUAAUGUCUGCAAAGUCUGUGGAAAAGGCUUCUUUCUUAGGGGACGUCUCUGGAACCACAUGGAGCGUUUCCACAAGAAUGAAUUUGGGAAAGGAUGUAUCCUCUCCUCCAGACCCGGUAGAAGGACUCGGUCACAGUCUUGGUGGGCUGAAAGAGGAGGUCACAGGCCAGGAUGGAACACUGGUAAAACAUGAGCGAGCUGCAUCCCGACCUACCCUGGCAUCUUUGUAGUCCAAGGCACAGACUGAAGCCUGGCUGCUGGGGACCAGCGGCAGAUUGAUGCCUUGUCUGUCACACAAGCCAAGGCCAAAUCAUCUCUUUGGGAUCAUGAUAGUCGCAAUGCAGAACACAGACCUGCCCACGAUCAAGCCUCCACCCCUUUUCUCUCCAUUUCCCAGAGUG
Monopterus albus (swamp eel) is the source of this 2444-nucleotide messenger RNA. RefSeq names its product zinc finger protein 197-like. The transcript has 8 exons. NCBI's taxonomy places the organism in Eukaryota, Metazoa, Chordata, Actinopteri, Synbranchiformes, Synbranchidae. The coding region runs from base 341 to 2236 and encodes 631 amino acids. Gene Ontology annotation, biological process: regulation of transcription by RNA polymerase II. Gene Ontology annotation, molecular function: DNA-binding transcription factor activity, RNA polymerase II-specific. Gene Ontology annotation, cellular component: nucleus. The record is from RefSeq and is a predicted model, not a curated record.